Messenger RNA from Manihot esculenta (cassava), 2952 nucleotides. Its product is annotated as DEAD-box ATP-dependent RNA helicase 24. The transcript is spliced from 5 exons. NCBI's taxonomy places the organism in Eukaryota, Viridiplantae, Streptophyta, Magnoliopsida, Malpighiales, Euphorbiaceae. Gene Ontology annotation, molecular function: ATP binding; RNA helicase activity; RNA binding. The record is from RefSeq and is a predicted model, not a curated record. Bases 274 to 2658 code for a protein of 794 amino acids.
CCAUUGUAAGGUCGGGCAACUGGAAAUGCAGUGCGCUAUCAUUCACCUCUUCCGUCUCCGUCGUGACUCGUGAACAACCAGCGCGCUACCCUUCCAUAAUAGCAUUCAAGUUCUGAAUCUGACUCCAAGUUCUGAAAAUUCCAAUUUCCAUACCAAAACCAAAGUUCUCAGUUCUCAAUUAGGGUUUAUACAUCGAUUUAGUUCUCUUCUACGAUUGUUAAUCUAGGGUUUUCUGCACUCUUCACUUGAACAAUCUUGUCGGGACUGGGAAGCAUGUCAAAGCGGAAAUUCGGAUUCGAAGGGUUUGGGAUAAACCGCCAAGCAACCUACAACUUCGACAGAUCCCAAGCUCCGCAGCGGCUAUAUGUUCCUCCUUCCUCGCGCCAUGGCCACGACAACUAUGAAGACACAGACCUCGACAACAUCGAUUACGCUGAAAAUGACAAUUCGAAGGACACUUCAGCUGAUGAUAACAAAGACAACGGAGCUGGAGAUGACGAAAUUGACCCUCUGGACGCGUUCAUGCAGGGGAUACACGAGGAGAUGAAGGCGGCCCCGCCUCCACAGCCGAAAGAGAAGUUGGAGAGGUAUAGGGAUGACGAAGAUGAUGAUCCCAUGGAGAGCUUCUUGAAGGCGAAGAAGGAUAUAGGCUUGACGUUAGCGGCAGAUGCGCUACACGCAGGUUAUAAUUCGGAUGAGGAGGUUUACGCAGUGGCGAAAGCAGUGGAUGCGGGGAUGUUGGAGUAUGAUUCGGAUGAUAAUCCAGUGGUGGUCGAUAAAAAGAAGAUAGAGCCGAUUCCAGCUCUGGAUCAUAGCUCGAUUGAUUAUGAAUCUUUUAGUAAGGAUUUUUAUGAGGAGAAACCAUCAAUAUCAGAGAUGAGUGAGGAGGAUGUUGCAGAAUACCGCAAGAGUUUGGCUAUCCAUGUUUCAGGUUUUGAUGUACCCAGGCCAAUCAAGUCAUUUGAAGACUGUAGUUUUUCAUCACAACUUAUGAAUGCUAUAGCAAAACAAGCUUAUGAAAAGCCUACAGCCAUUCAGUGCCAAGCAUUGCCUAUUGUGCUCUCUGGGAGAGAUAUAAUUGGUAUAGCAAAAACUGGUUCUGGUAAGACUGCUGCUUUCGUGCUUCCCAUGAUUGUACAUAUUGUGGAUCAACCUGAACUUCAGAAAGAAGAGGGUCCAAUUGGGGUGAUUUGUGCACCCACUAGAGAAUUAGCUCACCAAAUAUAUUUGGAAGCCAAGAAAUUUGCUAAAUCACAUGGGAUACGUGUCUCUGCUGUCUAUGGUGGGAUGUCAAAGCUUGAUCAGUUCAAAGAACUCAAAGCAGGAUGUGAAAUUGUUGUUGCAACUCCGGGAAGAUUAAUAGACAUGUUAAAGAUGAAGGCACUGAAUAUGUUGAAGGCAACUUACUUGGUACUUGACGAGGCUGAUAGAAUGUUUGACCUGGGAUUUGAGCCGCAAAUAAGGUCCAUUGUUGGUCAGAUUAGGCCAGACCGCCAGACCUUACUCUUUUCAGCUACAAUGCCCCGGAAAGUUGAAAAGUUAGCUAGGGAGGUUCUCACUGAUCCUAUAAGAGUGACGGUGGGGGAGGUGGGAAUGGCCAAUGAAGAUAUUACUCAGGUUGUUCAAGUUCUUCCUUCUGAUGCAGAGAAGAUGCCUUGGCUUCUUGAAAAAUUGCCUGGGAUGAUUGAUGAUGGUGAUGUUCUAGUUUUUGGUUCUAAAAAAGCUACCGUGGAUGAAAUUGAAUCACAAUUGGCUCAGAAGGGGUUUAAAGUUGCAGCUCUUCACGGUGACAAAGACCAGGCCUCUCGGAUGGAGAUUUUGCAAAAAUUUAAAUCUAGCAUCUAUCAUGUUCUUAUUGCAACGGAUGUUGCUGCUCGUGGACUUGACAUCAAGUCAAUCAAGUCAGUGGUGAACUUUGAUAUUGCUAGAGACAUGGACAUGCAUGUGCAUCGUAUUGGUAGGACUGGUCGUGCUGGUGACAAAGAUGGAAUUGCAUACACUCUUAUAACUCAGAAAGAAUCACAUUUUGCAGGUGAAUUGGUUAACAGUUUGAUUGCUGCUGGUCAGAAUGUGUCCAUGGAACUUAUGGAUCUUGCUAUGAAGGAUGGAAGAUUCAGGUCCAAACGUGAUGCAAGAAAAGGAGGUGGGAAAAAGGGUAGAGGGAGGAGUGGAAGUGGUAGAGGCGUGCGUGGAGUGGAUUAUGGUCUUGGCAUUGGCUAUAAUCCGGAAACCAAUAGUACUCCAUCUCAUGCAGCUCCAAGUGGAUCUGCUGCAGUUAGUUCAUUGAGGACAGGGAUGGUAGGUCAAUUCAAGAGUAAUUUUGUUGCUGCUUCAUCAAACUCUCAAAGUUCUAGUGCCAACAAGGGACGAGCAUUACCUGGAUUUAUCUCUGGUGGUUCAAUUGGUGGAGACAUAAAUAGAACUCGGACAACCACCUCAUUACCUGGUUUUGUCUCUGGUGGUUCAAUUAGUGGAGAUGCAAAUAGAACUGGGACAACCACCUCACUACCCGGUUUUGUCUCUGGUGGUUCAAUUACUGGAGAUGUAAAUAGAACUCAGACAAUUGGUCAGAAUACUGGAGGAAAUCAUAGUCGGCACAUGGAAAGUUCCAAGGAUAGGGGUAGAGGAAGGCAGAGGCCAUCUGGUUGGGAUCAUUGAUGCAGCUCUCACAUGGAUGAGAACUUCUUUAUUCUAGGAUGACACUUGAAAUCUCUGUAUGACUAUUAUCCUGAGUGAGUCUCUUCAUUGUCAUGCUUAUCUACUAAUUGUGUAUGGUUUCAUAUUUUAGUUCAUAUUAAUCAGCAUGCUUUCCUUCUUCUGGCCAUGGUUCAUAGCAGGAAAUUAGAUUUUUGGUUAUAUAAUUUCAUAGAAAGCUAACAUUCCAUUUGUCUGUAGGUGGAUGUCUUGUAAAUUUUCUAACAUAAUUCUUUAGUUCAAUUUUUUUUUCUGUUC